UAUACAGUGAUUUAUCAUGUGUUGCUAUUUUUAUGUGGGCUUCCUUGUCUCCUAACUUUACUGAUCUAUAAAUGGCGAAGACGACAUUUAUCCAUGUACGAAGACAUUGAAAAAUUCUUGCAAAGUCAUGAUAAUGAUCUCAUGCCGAUAAGGUACACCUACUCAGAGAUUAAGAAGAUAACCAACGGAUUUAAAGACAAGUUGGGUGAAGGGGGCUUUGGCUCAAUGUAUAAGGGAAAGCUUCGUAGUGGUCGUUUUGCAGCAGUUAAAUUAUUGGGCAAGUCAAAAGCCAAUGGACAAGAUUUUAUCAACGAAGUUGCCACUAUUGGAAGAAUUCACCAUGUAAAUGUCGUACAACUUAUAGGCUUCACUGUUGAGGGAUUGAAGCGUGCUCUUAUAUAUGAGUUCAUGCCUAAUGGGUCUCUUGAAAAGCAUAUUUUUUCUAGGCAAGGUAGCGUCCCACUAAGCAAUGAGAAAAUAUAUGAGAUUUCUCUUGGGGUGGCUCGUGGCAUUGAAUAUCUACAUCAAGGUUGUGAUAUCCAAAUCUUGCAUUUUGAUAUCAAGCCUCAUAACAUUCUUCUUAAUGAUACGUUUGUUCCGAAGAUCUCAGAUUUUGGACUAGCCAAAUUGUACCCAACAAAUAAGAACACCGUGCCCCUCAAAUAA
This is a messenger RNA of Populus nigra (black poplar), 666 nucleotides long. RefSeq names its product rust resistance kinase Lr10-like. The record is from RefSeq and is a predicted model, not a curated record. Gene Ontology annotation, biological process: protein phosphorylation. Lineage: Eukaryota; Viridiplantae; Streptophyta; Magnoliopsida; Malpighiales; Salicaceae. The transcript has a single exon. The annotation marks the transcript as partial. Gene Ontology annotation, molecular function: protein kinase activity; ATP binding.